Messenger RNA from Dicentrarchus labrax (European seabass), 6206 nucleotides. RefSeq names its product BCL2 like 1 (gene bcl2l1). The coding region runs from base 862 to 1563 and encodes 233 amino acids. Gene Ontology annotation, cellular component: mitochondrial outer membrane. Gene Ontology annotation, molecular function: protein heterodimerization activity; protein homodimerization activity. Lineage: Eukaryota; Metazoa; Chordata; Actinopteri; Moronidae. The transcript has 4 exons. Gene Ontology annotation, biological process: extrinsic apoptotic signaling pathway in absence of ligand; negative regulation of intrinsic apoptotic signaling pathway; intrinsic apoptotic signaling pathway in response to DNA damage. The record is from RefSeq and is a predicted model, not a curated record.
AUUAAUCCAUUAACCUGUGACUAGAUUGGCAAACAAUAAGGAAUGCGACAGUUGAACUCAAUUAUCAACUUACAUAAUUAAUGUAGGGACGGACGCCCCAACAAACAUAAAACUGGCUCAGUUUUAGCCAGUUAGCGCUAACAUUAGCCAGGUAACGCUAACGCUAGCUGGGACUUCUUAGCUGCUAGCCGGCAGCCAGCUCUCAUAUAAAGUCAGGGAGUGUCUCGCAACUAAUCCCACUCUCCGGUGAGAAGUUAUAUUUGUCUAUCCAAUGCAUUUGUUGCAGACUCUUCUUCACGCUGUAUGAAGCUGUUGUGAAUCUGGCGUGAAGCUAACGUUAAAGUUAACGUUACGUAGAGGACGUUACGUUACUGUAUUGUGGGCGGAUCUGAGGCAGCCAGUAGCUGGGGUGAUCUCCGGCGGCGUUAGCCAGAAAGGCUAGCAAUGACGGAUAAGAUUAUUCCUGCCGGGAUCUGGAUUGUGAGCCAGCAGACAUGAUUUUAUGGAGACCACCCUACAACUUUUGUACACACACAAAGCGACAGACAGACUUGACCGACAGAUUCGGGACGUUUUUGACAGGGGAAGACAAGAGGGAAACGGCGAGCGAACCGAGGAUAACUCCAUGUGCUGUUAUUCACUGCUGCUGGUAAGGGCCUGAGCUGAUUUGUCAGCUUUGUGUAGGUUUGGUUUUCACCCCCCAAGUGUCCUCUGGACAUCAGCUGACCAUGGUGGUCUGAAGAGAGGAAACGCAGGAAAAAAGCCUGGCUCAGUGUGUUCACCCUAACACGGCAAGGCUCAACCAAGAGAGGAGCAGCGACGGCCCGGAGCGAAGAGGAAAAAGCAUAUUUAAACACGAAAAUGUCUCAAAACAGAGAACUGGUGGUUUACUACAUAAACUAUAAACUAUCCCAGAGAAACUAUCCUCUCAACCACAUGGGACUCCAAACAGAGCCUCCAAACAGGACUGAUGGGGGGGAGGCGGGGUUGGGGGAGGAACAGCAGGUAGCGACGCACGCCAACGGGACUUUUAACGGCACGAGUCCCGGGACCCCACCGGUGUCCCCGCAGCGGCAGCAACGGUUGCCAUCAACGACGAGCCUGGACGCAGUGAAAGAAGCCCUCCGGGACUCGGCCAACGAGUUUGAGCUGCGGUACGCCCGCGCCUUCAGCGACCUGCACAACCAGCUGCACAUCACGCCGGCCACGGCCUACCAAAGCUUUGAGAACGUGAUGGACGAGGUGUUUCGGGACGGAGUCAACUGGGGCCGCAUAGUAGGGCUUUUUGCUUUCGGCGGGGCGCUCUGCGUAGAAUGCGUGGAGAAGGAGAUGAGUCCGCUGGUGGGCAGGAUCAUAGAGUGGAUGACGGUCUACCUGGACAACCACAUUCAGCCCUGGAUCCAGAGCCAAGGAGGAUGGGAGCGCUUUGCUGAGAUCUUCGGGCAGGACGCAGCGGGAGAGAUCAGGAGGUCUCAGGAGAGUUUCAAAAAGUGGCUGCUGGCGGGGAUGACCCUGGUGACCGGGGUCGUGGUGGGCUCUUUCAUUGUCCAGAAACGCCUGUGAGGGGAGAUGCACGACAACCUUCCUUCCCCCACCUGCCUGCCUACACACCACAGAAGUUAAAGUGAAGGUCCUGUUUAUUUGUCUCGUCAGAACUGCUGAUGAUGUUUACUCUUUUUUUUUUUUUUUUUUUUUUCCCACUCACGUCCUUCAGCGGACUAAGAAUCAUCACAUGUUGUUGAACUUUUGAGAAAAAUCCAGAUAGGAGGGAGGAUGUUUGUCUGUCGUCUUCAUGUGUUCACCUCCCUGAUGAAAAUCGUGUGGUCAUACAGCAGCAGAAAUACUAUUCUUUCAUUCACUGAACCAAUUGUUCCUUCUAUCCUCUCUCUACUGGUUCCUGUAUACGUUCCUAUUCUUCAUGUUUGUAUGUAUUAGUUUUAACAAAUUUUGGUUUCCCAUUUUUGUUCCUCAAAAGAGGCUGAUCUUCACAUUAACCCCAACCUGUCUGAUAUAAAGAGUCAGUGUGCCGUGGGGCCUGGGUUGCUGUACAUGUCUCGUCUUGAAGCUUGUUUUGUUGCUCGUCCCCACAGACGGCUCUACAAUAGCUUUGUAUGUGCCAUAUGAAGAGUGAAAGCAGGGGAGGAUGUAGCACCUGCCCCUGAACAGCUUCUGUAGUUCCCACUGCCUGCCAGCCAUCCUGAUCACCAACACAUAUAAGAAACAUCAUAAUCCAUGACUCCAUACGCUGAUUGUCUCGCUCUGUCCUUCAUGCUUAUUGUUUGGUAUGAAUGGUAAAUGAAAAGCAGUCAAACUGAUUUUCUCUUCAUAAAACAUGGGAGUCUUAAACUAAAAAGCUAAUGGGAAGCUAACUCCUCUGCUUGUUUGUGUUUGUUUGGUUUUGGAUUUGUGAACCAUUAAAGCCCCACUGCUCCCGCUGGUCUGUGCUUUAUGGUCAUACUUGGCCUCGGUUUGAUCCUGUUUGUGUUUAGUCAGCCUGCAGAGUGCCAGACCACUGUGUGUGGCAAGUUCUCAGAAUCAGUGUAACUGCAGUUCAUACAAGCAGGGCGCCAUGGCUCCGACCCUCCAUGUUUACUACACAGUAGCUGAAGAAUGCAGCAAAUACUGUAGCAACACAUACAAAUAGAUAGAGCAGCAGCAGUCACAGCAACACCACCUUGAACUGUCUCAAGGGUUAGGCAUAUUUGGAUCUACUUUAUUUUAACCCACCUUAUUUAGCAUUUAUUAGCAGUGUAUAAACAUAACAAAUGGUUUACAACGCACGAUAAUAUAGUUCUGAGUAGGGCUGUGUAUUGGCAGGAAUCUGGCGAUACGAUAGGUAUCACUAUACAGGAGUUACGAUUUAAUAUGUUGUGAUACUGUAAGAAAGACGAUAGUAUGUCUUUCUUAAAAGCUAAUUUUAGGAAAACUGUCGUCGUAUAACCGUCAGUUUAUGUUUACAGCACUGCUUUCUAGCGGUUGGGGGUUCAAACACAAAAUUCGAUAGUGUUUUUGAGAAUAUCGAAUAUUGAAAUCGAUAUUUUUCACAAAACAAAAUACCGUGAUACUUAAGUGUAUCACAUUCCUUACACAUCUAGCUGUACGCAUGUAUAAGGACAUUUUUAAGUGUUUCUUAAUGUUAACAAUCUCCUAUGAAGCAUCUAUCACUGGCAUAUUAACAGUUAAUGAAUCAUAACUUUUUUAAUCAUAUUUAAUGAUGUAUAAUUACACACAAAUCCUGACAGUGUGAUAUUAGACAUUUAUUAUACCUUGAUAUUAUUAUUUAUAUAGAUUUUUCCUUUUUUCUUUUACCAAGAUUCAUAUUGAGCGGGACGUUUUACACUGUAAAAAUCUACUGGUGGACAGACUGUGUUGAUCUAACCCAUUUAUUGCUGUAGCGGUAGUAACAUCUGUGUUUUAUUAUUAUUCAUUCAUUCUCUGUUUAUAAUCCACUUAUAGAUGCCAAUUGUGGACAAUAAUACAUUAAUAAACACUUAUAUGAAAUAUCCUUAUAUGAGGUUACACCUAGAUUGCAAUGUGUUAGAAACUGUUAAUUUAUUGCUGAGAGGGCUGAUCAGUUCAUUGAUGUAUAUGUACAAUGAGUCAAGGGCACACAAUUCGGAUAUAACUGAAUUCCGACUAUCAAGUAAAACUGACUGGUUCCAGCUUCUUAAAUGUAAGGAUUUGCUGCUUUUCUCUGAUGUUCAUUGAUUCUAUAAUUUAAUAUAAAUGGAACGUGUUUGGACUGUCGGUCUCAAAGAACAAGACAUUUGAAGAGUUUACCUUGGGCGCUGGGACAUUGACCAUUUUCUGACAUUGACUAAAAGAAAACAAAAGGCUCGACAAUGACAAUAAUCUUUAGUUACAGCCAUGUUUGUACUACUCAAUAGUAGGGGUCGAAUAAAGUUUUGGAGUUAUUUCCCUGAUCAUUUUGCAAUAAAAUCCUAAUCAUGUGCUGCAAUGCUCAAACAGAAGACUAUUUUUCCCAUUUCUUUCCUCUGUGCUAAUUAAAUAAUUACUCCUUAUUUCCGAACCUUUAGUCAAAUCUUCCAUUUAUCAGUGACACAGUUAUCACCAGAGUGAACAUCAUAGCCUUUUCAAGAUUUAUGUAGCAAACUGAUGAAGCAGCUCUGCAUCAGACCUUAUUUGAGUUAGAUUUGAUUAUAAAUGUGUCAUGAUGUGUCUGUUUACCAUCUCAAGCCAAUCAACAACUGUCAGUGGCUGUAGGAGCGUAAAAACUAGACACCCAAACCUUCAUAUCCCAUCUCACACACGCUCACUCCAAGUUAUCCAUGCAUUGCUAUCACAGCCCCCCACCACACACACACACACACUUCUCCUCCUCUCCCCAGACACCUCAAAUCUGUCAAAUCUCCAUCCGUCUCUCCUCCUCUUUCCCUCUCCAUCCAGCUCUACCUCUUCCUCUGCGCUCCCCCGGCUGUCACUGCACCUAGUCACGUGUGUCAGUCACAGCUGGCCCACCUGCUGCUUCCCACAAACACACCUCGGCGCGUGCACAGCGUUUGGAAUAAACACACCUGCCAGUCAACGAGAGACAGGGAGAGGAAGACCUUGUCUUUGUUUCUAGACAUCUUUAAUUUAAAGCUGAAGUCAGAGGAGUGUUUGUCGCCUGCCGUUUCAAGCACCAGUACCUGGCAGCUCGAUUAAUUUACCAGGAAGGGAGGGGAGGUCGGGUGUACUCCUCCCUGUUCCCAGUGCUUUAAUCUUGAUCUUAUUCCAAAUACUGUCUCCAGCCAGGGGCGUAGUAAGAGUCGUGGCAGAAAUAUAUGUUGAUUUAGUGGCAUAUAUAUCAAUAUUUGCUUGGAGAAGCGCCCAAAUGAAGAUACUUGAACUCGAAAACAUUAUUGUGGCACAUUAGUGAAGCAUUGAAUAGAAAAGGUGGCAUUAGACAUUUUUACAACUACAGAUCAUGAAAGUAACAUGUUAUUUUUUAAAAUUAAUGUGUUAAAUUUGACAGCAUUUGAUGCAAAACUCUGGUGGCAGCUGGGAUGGGCAGGCUUUUUUUUUUAUAGGCGUGGCAGCUGCCACCCCUCGAGGUCCGCCCCGUCUCCAGCUAACAACAAUGCGUCCGGAGUUCUAUUCAUGUGUGUUCUAGCAGCUCAAUAAAGCACAAUACAGCUUUGUUGCAGGACAGGCAGGCGCCAUUUUCUCAUCAAAGAAGGGUUCAGGAUUGAGCUGUGUGGAGCCCAGAGUCAACGUAGAGGGAAGGGAGGGUAAAAGAAAAAGAAUCUGGACUGACGCGUGAAACGUCCCAUCACUUCACUGUCAGUGCGAGUGUCUCUCUCCAUCCAUGUCCACUUCUGCUCCUUUCCAUCGUCACAGGUCACAUCAUCAUGAACAUUUACACACAUGGGAUUCUCUUUCUAAAGUCCUUCCAACAAACAUUUCACCAAAUAAAGGCAAACUGAAUAUCAUCCUCCAAACUCUUGUGUCCAGAGCAUCUUAUUAGCUGAGCUCUGCUCUCAUACAUUCCAGUACAGUAUAUAUUUUUCUAGUGUGUGCCCCACCAAGAAGCUGCUCGCAGGCUUUUCUCUGCUGUCCUGGCCCUCACUGAAACAAGUUCCCUUCCUACACGUGUGUGUGUGUGUGUGUGUGUGUGUGUGUGUCUGUAUGUCUGUGUGUCUGUGUCUGUGUAUGCGUGUGUGUGUGUCUGUGUCUGUGUGUGUGUGUGUGUGUGUGUGUGUGUGUGUGUGUGUGUGUGUGUGUGUGUGUGUGUGUGUGUGUGUGUGGCGAAAUGUUCUUGAAGGAGGCACAAAUGAAGGAGGUGUGACAGCAUUGACACAAUGCUAUAUAUAUAUAUAUGCUAGUUAUUUAAACUGAUUAGAAUAGUAUGUUAGCUUAGUAACAUAUUUAAGAAAAACAGAAUUGAUGAUGGCUUUUAAACAUUAUUUAUAUUUGUUGUAAAAAGCAUAAUUGUGCCCCUUCAAAUGGCCUUAACUCCAUCUUUACGUUGAUGUGUGUCGUCAUUUGUUGUGUUCUUUUUUUAAGAUUAUUGGACUGCCACUAGACAAGAAAAUGCAAACAAAGUGAGAGGAUAUUUUCAGAAAGUUAGGUCUCCAAUGCAUUCUUGUCAGUCAUGAUGAAUACAGAGUUAAAGAUCGCAACCAUGUCCAAUGGUCUGUUUGUCUUUGAAUGCCAUUGUAAAAUUUGAAAUGACAUUGAACCUAAUAAAGCCCAUGUUGAAAGAU